CGCAUCCUCCAGGUGGUGCAGGGGGAUGGCACCUUUGACGAGCCUGCUGUCCAGGCCUACAUGCACUCCUCUGGAGUAGAGUCUACCGGCAUAGACUACACCGUCGUGGCCAUCAUGGGACCCCAGAGCUCUGGCAAGAGCACACUGCUCAAUGCACUGUUUGGCACCAGCUUCACCGAGAUGGACGCGUUGAGCGGGCGAUCGCAGACCACGCGCGGCGUCUGGCUGGCCCCCGCCCCCCGCAUCUCCGAGCCCCUGACCCUGGUCAUGGAUCUGGAGGGGUCGGAUGGCCGCGAGCGCGGCGAGGACGACACCUCCUUCGAGCGCCAGUCGGCGCUGUUUGCCCUGGCGGUGGCCGACGUGGUGGUGGUCAACAUGUGGGCCAAGGAUGUGGGGCGCGAAUCCGGGGCCGGCAAGCCCCUGCUGAAGACCAUCUUCCAGGUCAACCUCAAGCUGUUCCAGCCCGCCGCGGGGCAGCGCCGCACCGUCCUCCUCUUCGUCUUCCGGGACCGCACCCGCACCCCCCUGGACCUGCUGCGCAGCACGUGGGAGGUGGACCUGGUGCGCAUGUGGGAGGGCAUCGCCAAGCCCCCGGCCUACGAGGGCCUGCCCCUCACCGACUUCUUUGAGGUGCAGUAUGCCGCGCUGGCCAACUACGAGGACCGGGCAGAGGACUUCAGGGCCGAGACCCACCUCCUCCGCCGCAGGUUUACGCAGGAAGAUCCGGAGACGCUGCUGCGCUCCUACCCCACCAAGCUGCCCGGUGCCGCCCUAGGCCUGAGCAUGGCCAAGGUGUGGGAGGUAAUCCGCGCCAACAAGGACCUCAACCUACCGGCCCACAGGGUGAUGGUGGCCAACUUGCGUUGCGCCGAGCUGGCCGAGGCCACCUUCCAGGCCUUCGCCGAGGACCCGGCCUGGCAGGAGGUGGCAGGGGAGGCGGACCUGGUCCCUGGCUUCGGCUGGCGCGUGUCAGACCAGCUCACAGAAGCGCUC
Auxenochlorella protothecoides is the source of this 993-nucleotide messenger RNA. Its product is annotated as Protein ROOT HAIR DEFECTIVE 3. Gene Ontology annotation, cellular component: endoplasmic reticulum. The annotation marks the transcript as partial. Gene Ontology annotation, molecular function: GTPase activity; GTP binding. Lineage: Eukaryota; Viridiplantae; Chlorophyta; Trebouxiophyceae; Chlorellales; Chlorellaceae. Gene Ontology annotation, biological process: endoplasmic reticulum membrane fusion. The record is from RefSeq and is a predicted model, not a curated record. The transcript is spliced from 3 exons.